AGAGAAUGUAGGUUCAACUCUUUCAUUCAUUUUCCUCCAGCCUGUGACUGACUUGUCUUACGUGUGGCUGCCAGAAGCCUCACCUGUGCGCAGUCAUGAAUCUGUCCGUCUGCUCCGCGUGCGCGCUCCUCCUCGCGCUCCUGUUCGCUUGCUCUGACUCGCUUCCAGAGUCGUCGGGCAGGUCAGCGCGCGCUCCCGCUGCCAAAGUGCGCCUGGCAGGUAACGGCCACAGCGAAAGCGAGGGCCGCGUAGAGGUCUUGCACAACGGAACGUGGGGUACCGUGUGUGACGACGAGGUCGAUAUUAAACUCGCCAAUGUGGUUUGUAGGGAACUGGGUUUCCAAAGUGGCAUAACAUGGGCGCACAGUGCCAAGUAUGGAGAAGGAGAGGGCCCAAUUUGGAUGGAUAACGUGAGGUGUGAUGGGACAGAGAAAACUCUGAAAGACUGCAAAUCGAACGGGUGGGGUGUGAACGACUGUAAGCACUCUGAGGACCUCGGGGUGGUCUGUAGUCCAGAGAGACGGCUGGACCAAGUGCAUCCAGGAACGUCCAGAAGGGGGCACACAAUUGCUCUCCGACCUAAUGCAGUCACAUCGAACCGUUGGCAGGACAUUUACUCCAGUUCAAGGACACCUGCGCAUCUGAGACAAGGCAAUGGGCAUUCGGAGGAUAACACGGGAUGGGAUCAGCUCUCCAGACAGCAGUUUCAAAAUCCGUCUGCCCGCAAGGUGAGGAUCGAAGAAGUGCGCCUGCGGCCGGUUUUGAUGGCUACAAAGAGGCGUGCGCUUAUCACCGAGGGCGUGGUUGAAGUGAAGCACGCUGGGAGAUGGAGACAGGUGUGUGAUAAAGGCUGGAGUCUUAACAGCAGCAGAGUCGUAUGUGGAAUGCUGGGCUUUCCUGACGCUGAGAAGCCCAACAUCAACACUUACAAAAAAAUAUGGGAUAAGAAAGUCAAGGAUUCAUCAACCAGAUUAAGUCAAAUGGCUAAAAAGAAGGGAUUCUGGGUUGAAAAAUUGCAUUGUCUGGGCACAGAACAGAGUUUAGCAGAUUGCCACGCUCAGCUCUCAAUCCCCAGAAGCUCGGGUCCAUGUAAGAACGGUCGGCAUGCUGUGGCCCGCUGCGUACCAGGACCUCAGUUCGCCCGCAUGUCUUCUGGGAGACCUCAGGCCCCUCACCCGGUGGAGCUGCCAGUGCGUCUAAAGGCAGGGCCACGUCUGGGAGAAGGUCGAGUUGAGGUUCUGCGAGAAGGGAAGUGGGGAACUGUGGUUGACCACCUAUGGGACCGUAUCUCAGCCAGCGUUGUGUGCAGAGAGCUGGGCUUCGGCACAGCCAAAGAGGCUCUCACUGGAGCGUACAUGGGCCAAGGAACGGGGCCGAUCCAUAUAAACUCUGUGAAGUGCACAGGCACAGAACGUUCAAUUCUGGACUGUUUCUUCCAGGAAGUCCCUCCCUGGACGUUUAAACAUAACCGGGACGCUUCGGUCAAAUGCAAUGUUCCUAAGACAGGAUUGGAAACCACAGUGCGGCUGGCAGGAGGCAGGGACACGGGCGAGGGUCGUGUGGAGGUGCUCGUGGAGGUCGGGGGCAGAAAGCGAUGGGGAACGGUUUGCAGUGAGAACUGGGGAAUAAAUGAAGCCAUGGUGGUGUGCAGACAGCUGGGCUACGGCUUCGCCGCACGUGCCCAUCAGGACACCUAUUAUUGGCCAGGUGACCCUGCAGCGGAGGAAGUGGUGUUGAGUGGGACUCACUGCGUAGGAACUGAACUUUCCAUCCAGCAGUGUCGUCGUAAUAGUCACAUUCACUGCCCGCGUGGAGGCGGGGCUAAAGCAGCCGGCGUCACCUGUUCUGAAACGGCACCUGAUUUGGUUUUGGAUGCCCAGCUUGUGCAGGAGAGCGCUUACCUGGAGGACAGACCUCUGCACCUGCUCACCUGUGCCCACGAGGAGAACUGUCUUUCCUCUUCUGCCAGCCGCAUGAACUGGCCGUACGGUCACCGGCGACUUCUGCGCUUCUCUUCACGAAUCAUGAACUUGGGCAGAGCCGACUUCCGUCCCCGUGCGUCACGCGAAUCCUGGACCUGGCACCAGUGCCACAGGCAUUAUCACAGCAUUGAAGUCUUCACUCACUACGACCUCUUAACGCUUAAUGGAAGUCGUGUGGCUGAAGGACACAAAGCCAGUUUCUGUUUGGAGGACACCUUCUGCCCAGAAGGACUUCAUAAACGAUAUUCAUGUUACAAUUAUGGAGAUCAAGGGAUUACGGUGGGUUGCUGGGACACCUACCGCCACGAUAUCGACUGUCAGUGGAUCGACAUCACGGAUGUGAAUCCUGGAGACUACAUCAUGCAGAUCGAGGUCAAUCCAUCCCUGGACAUGGCCGAAUCGGACUUUAUGAACAACGUCAUGCGCUGUCGAUGCCGAUAUGAUGGGCACAGAGUUUUUAUGUAUGGCUGCCAUGCAGGUGAUGCCUACAGCGCUGAAAUUGAGGAUUUAUUUGAGCAUCAGCGUCAGAUCACCAAUAACUUCAUCUGAGAGAGGUGAGAGGAGAAAAUGAUCUUCUAGGGCUCCCAGUAAGCGACUCAUUGGAAAAUGAACUGGGUGAUAAAGAGAUCAUCUUUACUGAUCUUAGGACAGUCUGCCAAUAGCACCACUGAGUGGAAAAGAUCUUCAUAGCUAAACUGUUGUAUCUACGAAAUUGAACCUACAAUGUUUGGAAAACAACUGAAACAAUAUACUGUUAUUAGUAUCCAUGGGUUAAGAGUUAUGGCUGAUUCACGCUACACCAAAAAUAAAAACUUGUUGUUGAAGUGUGAAUUUAGGGCCUUUGGGGACUUUGCUUUUAGAGACGAUAAGUAUUUUAAUUGAGUGGAUUUUCAUUCGAAAAAACAUCAUAGCUCGAAAUGCCUAUUGUAACUUUUUUUUAUUUAAUUUCAGUUCAUUUUUGGGGGGUUAUGCACUUUAUUUGACCGUCAGUAUUCUGGUAUACAUGGGCCAGUCAUUAGCAUAUAUCAACACACUUCUGUUUAUAUGUUUGUUUGUUCAAUGUUUAGGUAUCCGUACCUCCCUUUUCUUUAUAAUCACUUGCCAAUGACUUUCCUAAAUCUUAAAGGAGAACAAAGGACGUUGUAUAUGCUGAGGAUUAAUUUAUUUAAUAUCUUAAUUUUCUAGGUGAGAGUUUUAUUAAACGCUUGCUAAAUGGUUGAGUGCUUUAAGAUAGAUGAUGAUUUGAUUUGUGAUUUGUGAUGAAAUAUGUUGCCUUAAAUGCGAUUUAUACUUCUUAGUUUUCAUUUCUGCGUCAUUGUACGCGUUGACGUGCAAUUACACAUGCAGAUCACUAGUAGGCAAUGUCCACAGGUAUGUUACCGUAUCAAGGCAACAGCCGUAAAAAACUUAGCUUGUUGUGUACGUUGUUGGAGAAGCAUCAGCGAUGAUGG
Misgurnus anguillicaudatus (oriental weatherfish) is the source of this 3433-nucleotide messenger RNA. It is a transcript of the gene loxl4, whose product is annotated as lysyl oxidase-like 4. Gene Ontology annotation, biological process: collagen fibril organization; peptidyl-lysine oxidation. Gene Ontology annotation, molecular function: copper ion binding; protein-lysine 6-oxidase activity. Lineage: Eukaryota; Metazoa; Chordata; Actinopteri; Cypriniformes; Cobitidae. The record is from RefSeq and is a predicted model, not a curated record. Gene Ontology annotation, cellular component: membrane.